CGCUAGACAUUCGUGUCGGACGAACGUUAAAGAAAAACUACUGCGUAUCAAAGAAUAAAUUUAUAGUUUUUGUGAAAAUAAGUAAUUGACGAGAGUUAAAUUAAAUUUAAGUGCAAAAAUAAGCUUAGAGCUUAUUUUUAGAAAAAUAGUGAUUAAAUAGACUUGAAGAUAUCUCCAAAAUGCAAGUAGCUACAACAAUAGACGGUGACACCGGAAUGGUGGUAAAACGCCUCAGCGUUCCCAUUGGCCUAGAAGAGUUAAUGGAAAGCCUCACAAAGCAAGUGCUCAUGAAGAAACCCAAGGAUUUAUUCGCGUUCGCCUCCGAACAUUUUGCUCAUUUAGUAGCCAUCAGAGAGAAACUCAACGCAAACGAAAAAGAAUUACUGAAAAGCGAAGAAUCCAAACAGUUGAAGGUUAAAUCAAUCACAAGCGGUACAAAGUUUAACAAGUUGCCUACGCCGACUAUUUUUACAAAUUCAAAGACACCACGCUCAAUAACUACGCCUAAAUUUGGACGGGGUGAUGAAAAGAAAAAGACGCGUUUUAAUCAACAGUCAUUGAUCAAGGACACGGUUAAAAAACCGGCAGCAGGUGGAAUUGUACAGAAAGAAAGAGCGAAGUGGAAGAAACAGUUACCAGUGCAAAAGGAGGAAGUGGCGCCACCUAAACGGACUCCGAGGGAAAUUCGGGAAGCGUAUACUUUCAGACGAGAUGAUUCCAAACAUAGAAGUAAAGAUAGAACUGACAAAAAAGAACAUAAAAAAUUAGAGAGGACGUUAGAUGUUACUAAGUCACCAAUUAAAGAAGUUGUUAAGGAAACACCUAGAACAAGACGGGAUCCAACUAGACGACAAAAUGGCGUUUCUACUAAAGUUACUCCGAGGACAAAGAGCACUGAUAGUAAUUCUAGUAGUAGUAUUUCAGUUAAUGGAAAAGGUUUGAAUAAGUCUACUGAGAAGUUGUCUAAGUUACCGAAGAAGAAUGUGACUAAGGUAGCUCCGAUAGCUGUGGGGGUUGCGGGAGGAGUUGUAGGUGGAGCAUUAGCUGGAGUAGCUGUCAACAAAAAAUCUAAAUCAAGCAGUCAAGAAAGUGUUGAUGACAAGGAAGGCAAAGAAGUUGGGUCGGCAACAGUUUCAGAAUCUGGUAACCUGAGUGAUCGUAGUAAUAAAUCUAAAUCUUCAGAAACUACAGAGACUUCUAAUGCGGUAAAUGUAGAAAAAGUAGAUGAAGGUGAAGCUGAACUAGAUGUAGAAAGUAUUUCGGGAUCUGUUGUUAGUAACGCGGUUGUUGGUACAACAUUAAGUGAAGAUUUGGAAGGUCCUGGGGAGGAAGAUGCGACUGAAGUUGGUGCUUCAGAAAUUGAACAUGAUGAAGUUAAAGUGGAAAAAGAAGGGCAGGAAGAUGAAGAGAAGGCUUUGGAAACAAUUCCUGAAGAUACUAAAGAAGCUAAAUCAGCUGAACUAGUUGUUAAUGAAGAAUCUGCAAAUUUAGAAGAAGCAAAAGAUGAAAAUAAAGAUGGUGCAAGUGAAGGACAUGAAGAAAAGUCACCUGAAAAAGAAACAGAAAAUGAUUUAGAAUUAAAAGUUAAAGAAAAUGCAGUCACAGACACAGAAAUACCAAAAGAUGCAGAAUUAGUUGACGAAACUGUUAAAGAUAUUCUUGUCACAGCUGAUAAACACGAAGAAGAAGUUAAAGAAGUACUUUUAUCUGAUGGAACACAAGUUGAAGAAACACCCGCUCAACCAGACAUAGAAAACAAAGAUAUUUCUGAAAUCCAAGCUGAUGAAACAAAUGACAGUGAAAAAUUAGUUGAAAAGGAAGAAGAAAAAGAAGAAGAACCUCUUACUGUUGAUGGUAAACCAAUGACUAUCCCAGAAGAUGAAUUAUGUACUGUGGUAGACUCAGAAGCAGAAAAAGUUAACACAGAAACGGCCGAGGAUGAAAAACAGACAGAAGAAACUGCAGAUUCGAAGAAAUUUGAAUAUGCUGCUGGUUUCGUUGAAGAACAACUUCGCAUCUUAAAUGAAAUGGGAAGGGAAGAAGAAAAUAAAGAAGAUACUUCUGAAAAUAAAGAAGAUGGCGCUCAAGAAGCAGAUUUAACCUCAAAUCAAGAUAAAAUUGAUGCCAAUACCGAACAAGAUAAAUUAAAAGAUAACGAAACAAUUGAAGAUGCUCAGAAAGAAGAAAUUUCAGAAACGGCUGCAGAUCCAGUUGAUAACAAGGAAGUUAUUAAAAAUGAUGAAACAGAUCUUCAUGUAAGUCUAUCAGCUCCCGAACUUAUAACCUCAAAUCAUGAUGAUGAUGAAGAAGCUAAUGAUGCAAGUCUUGUCACCAUCGCUAAAACACCAUCAGCUGAAUUUUCACAUGAAGAUGCAUUACUUCUCGAACAAGACACCCCAAUAAAACAUUCUGAAACUAAAGUGGAUGAUGAUGGACCUCUAAGUAUUGAAGACGUUUCAAAAUACUUAAAAGAAGAUAAACUCAAAAGUGACGAUGAAAAUAAUUCUUCAGAUGCUAACUUAUUAUCUGCAUCAACAGAAACUGAUCGACCAACAACUUCUAAAGUCUUUGGAGGAGAUGUAGAACCAACAGUUCCACAUGAAGAAGCACUAGGCUUACACAUCCCAGCACCAGUGGAAACAGAAACACUCAGCGAUGACAGCGCCACCGCCGCCAUUAAGAUACAAUCCGCAUGGCGCGGCCAUCAGACGCGAAAGCACGUCAUCAAACAGAUGAAAAAACAAGUUGAAAACGGAGAUGGUGAUGAUGAUGUGCAUGGUACGAUUGAGGAGGAUCUAGAUUCGGAAGAAAAAGUUAAAGCAGCAACUGUUAUUCAGGCAUUCAUGAAGGGAAAUUUGGUGAGGAAGCAAAUCAAAAAAGUAAAAGAAGAAAAAAGUGCUGGGAAAGAUUCUGAAGAACAUUUGGAUACUGUUGCAGAAGAAAAUGAAGAAAAGUUUGUUAAAGCUGCUAUUUUAAUUCAAUCGUUUAUUAAAGGUCACUUGGUACGAAAGAGAAAUCAAGAAAAACAAAAUGGCGAAGGUAAAAGUGAAAUUCAAGCAGAAACUUCAGAAACUCUUGCUGAAACAAAUGAAAAUGCUGAAACUUCUCAACAAGAAGCAGAAAAAGCUGAACUAGAUGCCUAUAUGAAAUUAUCUGAAUCAAUUGAUGAAGAAAUUAACAAAGUUCUUGAAAAACUUGAAAACGUUUCUGUUCCCAAUGAAGAUCCUGAUUUUCAUCAUGAUAGGAUGAUACGUUCGCUAGAUUUCAGUAUGGAAGAUGUUAAAGAUAGCGUUGAUGCAGAAAUUGAGGCAGCUGUUGCGAAACAUGUAACUCAGCAGAUAAAUGACGAAGUUGUUCCGGAAUUAGCUGAUAUUCAAGAAGAAAGUGAAGAAGAAACUAAUCAUAAAGAAGUAGAAACAAUUCCGGAUACGAUAACAGCAACAAAAAGUUUUGUUGAUAAUGAAAUACAGAAUUAUGCUACAUCACCAAUGGUAUCACCAAGAGAUGAAGAAAAUACUAAAGAUAAAGAUAAAGAAGCUUCAAAAGAAGAAAUUCAAGAUCUGGCCUCAAAUCCAAUUGAAUUGACAAGGGAUUUUGUUAAUACUGAAAUAAUUAAUUAUGUGACUUCACCACUUAUAUCACCACGUCUUCAAGUUGAAGAAAAUGAUGAAAAAGAAAAAAGUGAAAAACAAGAUGGCGGAGAAGGUGUGAUAGCGGGUGCAAUGGGAGCUGUUGGUGGUUUUCUUGCAACGCAAAGUAGUAAUUUGAAGAAUCUUCUUUCGCCAAGACGUAAAUCAGCAGACAAAGAAAUUCGUGAAGAAGCAGUAAUUUCUGAAGAUAUUAAUAAUGAUAAACCAGUUGAAUCAAUUAGAAUUCGUUUGACUGAUUCAGAAUCUCUAGACAAUGAAGAACCAGAAAAAAAUGAAGAAACAAAAGAAGAAGAAACAAAAAUUGAUGAAAAAGAUGAAAAAAGUGCAAAAAUUGAUGAAAUAGAAGACGAAAACACAAAAAAAGAUGAUGUGACGGAAGAUACUGUUAUUAUUGAAGUUCCUGCUGAUGAUUUGAUAGCCACAACUCAAAAUUUUGUUGAUUACGAAAAAGAAAAUUAUGUUACAUCUCCGCGUUCUGAUAAAAACAUUGAUUUACAUGAUAUUACCGAUGAAUAUAAAGAAAAAGAAGAAGAAAAUGUUCCUCCUUCUUCAGCUGGUUCAACUUCUUCGAAAAAAGAAGGUAAAAUUAUUGCUGGAGCAAUUGGUGCAGUCGGUGGCUUUAUUGCAAGCCAGACCAACAAUUUACAAACAUUAAUAUCUUCAGGAUCAAAAACUUUAGAAGAAGCGAAGGAAUCAUUAACUAAUUUUAAUGUUAAUGCAGAUGAAGAAAGCUCCGAAGUUGGGGAAGAUAUUUCAGAAGAUCAGAUUAAAGCAAGGUUUGAAAAAUUAAAAAUUAAUUUUGAAGAUGUUGUUGAUUCUGCAGUUGAGAAAUCUGAAGAGAAGAUAAAUACUGUGAAUGCAUCUUUGAAAGAUGAAAGUGAUAAAAUUUCAAAUAUAAUACAAGAAGGUCAGGCAGAUAUUAAAGAAAAUUUAAAUGAUGUUGAGAAGACUAUUGAUGGUGAAAUUUUGGAAAUUUCUGAGAGUGCUGCUGAUUUAAAUGAUAAAAUUAAUGAUAAUGUGGAAUCUUUAACAGAAAAUGCUGAAAUACUUAAAGAACAAGUUGGUGAAGCAGCUACUGACACUAUUUCAGAAGUAAAAGAUAAAAUGGAAGCAAAACUUAAAGACGCUGACGAAAAAAUUAAUAAAACAAUAGAUGAAUUAAAAGAAGACGCAAAUGAACUAAAAGAUGAAGUGAAUAAUGUUGUAACAAAUGCUGAGGAUGAUUUUAAAGACAAUUUGGAAGAAGUUUCUAAUAGUAUUUCAAGAAAAAAGCGAUCAAUCGAAGAUACAAUUGAUGAUUUGCAAGAAACUGCAGUGGAAGAAAAAGAAAAUGCUAAAAAUACAUUAUUAGACAUUAAAAAUGAUGUUGCAGAAGAGAUUAAUAAUAUAUCUGAUAAAGUUGAUGACAAAGUUAAUGACCAAAUAAAUGUGGUAUCCGAAACUGUUGAUGCGUUUGAACAAAAUGUUUCUGAUACUGUUACAGACGUAAAAGACAUUGUGACACAAGCUGAAGAUGACAUUAAAGAGAAUUUAAAUGAUAUUGCAAGUAAAAUCGAAGAAACGAAAGAUGAUAUUAAAGGAAAGUCAGAAAAUGUGCUGGAAAAUAUUGAUAAUAAUAUUUCUGGUACGCUGGCAGAAAUAACUGAAGUUGUUACGAAUGCUGAAGCUGACAUUAAAGAUAAUUUAGAAGAUCUUACAACUAAAGUGGAAAAUAUAAAAGAAGAUAUCAAAGAAUCAUCUCAAGAUUUAAAAGAAGUAAUAAAUGACGAAAUAAAUGAGCUUGAUAAUUCUAUUUCUAAUGCGGCCACGGAAGUUAAAGAAGUUGUUACGGAAGCUGAAGCUGAUGUUCAAGAGAAUUUGGAAGACCUCACAACUAAAAUGGAAGACGCAAAAGAAGAAAUCAAAGAACUAUCAGAGGAUUUAAAAGAAGAUGUAAAUGCUGGAAUAAAUGCGCUUGAUAAUAAUGUUUCUGACGCUAUAUCAGAAGUAGACGAUGUUAUUACUAAAGGGGAAGCUGAUGUUAAAGAAAAUUUGGAAGAUCUCACCACAAAAGUAGAAGAAAUUAAAGAUGAAAUUAAAGAAUCAGCAGAAAUUUUGAAGGAAAACGUUGAUGACAAAUUAAAAGAGCUUGAUAAUAAUAUUUCGGAUACUACAACUGAUGUAAAGGUAAUGGUUACAGAAGCCGAAGCUGAUGUGCAAAAGAAUUUAGAUGACCUUGCAGCUAAAAUAGAAGAAACAGAGGAAGAAACUAAAGAACUCUCAGAGAAUUUAGUGGAACAAGUUGAUGAUGGAAUAAACGCGCUUGAUAACAAAGUUUCUGAUACCUUAGCAGACGUAAAAGAUGUUGGAGCGGAUGCUGAAGCUGAUAUUAAAGACAAUUUAGAAGACCUUACAGAUCAAGUGGAAGAAACUAAAGGAGAUAUUAAAGAAUCAACGGAGAAUUUGCUGGAAAAAGUUGAUGAUCAAAUGGAUACACUUGAUAAUAAUGUUUCUGUCACAAAAUCAGAAAUAAAUGAAGUUAUUACUGAAGCAAAUGAAGAUAUUAAAGAUAAUUUGGAGGAUGUUGCAGACAAAAUUGAAGACAAGACCGAAGAAGCUGAAGAAGCGAUGGAUAAUUUAAAAGAAUCCACUGAUAAUGCACAGCAAUUAGUUGACGAUGUUGUUAAGAGUGCAGAAGAAGACAAACAUAAUAUUUCUGAAAAACUUAAUGAUGAAAUGCAAGAAGAAAUAGCUGCUGCGUCUGAUCAAAUUGAAUCGAUUGAUAAUGGUGUUACUGACACAAUAUCAGAAGCAAAUGAUGCGGCUGUAGAAAUUGGUGAAGAUGCAGAAAAUAAGUCUAAAAUAAUUUCGGAAGAACUCCAAGAAAAUCAAGAAAAAAUAAUUGAAGAUAUAAAUAAUGAUAAAGCAGCAACAGAAAGUGCGUUAGAACAAGCUGAUGAAACUUUAACUAAAGCAGAAGAAAAUACCAAAAAUACUUUAGAUAAUUCAAACAAAAAUAUUGAGGAUAUCGAACAACAAAUUAAAAUUGAUGUAAAAGAUGACAUGAAGUCUGCUACAGAAGAAAUAAAAGAUGCUUUAGAAGAAUCCAAAGAUAAUAUUGAAGAAAACCUAAAUGAGAUUUCAGAACAAACUGUAGACCAAAUUAAACAUGCUAUUGAAACUGGCGAUGACUUAACCAAAGAGAUUGAUAAAAGCGUUAACAAUACCAUUGCUGAUGGUGUCAAUACAAUCGAAGCAGCAGAAAACACGUUAGCGGAUUCAAUUGCCGAUUUAAAAGAAAACAUUAACGAUACUAUAACUGAAGCACAUAAAGAUAUUCAAUCAAAUAUUAACGAUGCUUUGGAAACAGUAAACAAAACUUCAGAAAACAUUGAACAAGUUAUAGAAGAGAACGUUGAUAAUACAAUUGACAAAAUUGUGGCUGGAACUGAUGUAAUUGAGGAAAAUAUUAAAGGAAGUGUAAAUGAUAUUAAAGAGGACACUACUGAGUUAAUUACAGAAGUAGACAAUAAACAAAUGAGGACAUUAAACAUCUUGAAGAAAACGUAA
Dalotia coriaria is the source of this 7199-nucleotide messenger RNA. RefSeq names its product reticulocyte-binding protein homolog 1-like. The record is from RefSeq and is a predicted model, not a curated record. The transcript is spliced from 5 exons. Gene Ontology annotation, biological process: lipid transport; lipoprotein metabolic process. Lineage: Eukaryota; Metazoa; Arthropoda; Insecta; Coleoptera; Staphylinidae. Bases 180 to 7199 code for a protein of 2339 amino acids. Gene Ontology annotation, cellular component: extracellular region. Gene Ontology annotation, molecular function: protein binding; lipid binding.